Messenger RNA from Telopea speciosissima, 761 nucleotides. Its product is annotated as HVA22-like protein a. The transcript is spliced from 5 exons. The coding region runs from base 112 to 627 and encodes 171 amino acids. The record is from RefSeq and is a predicted model, not a curated record. Lineage: Eukaryota; Viridiplantae; Streptophyta; Magnoliopsida; Proteales; Proteaceae.
UCUCGUCUAGACAAGUUCUUACAAUCUUACUACACUCUUCGAGACUCUGAAAAUCUCACUUUCCAGAAGUUUCAGAUAAGAAGUUCAGGAGGAGAAGAAAUCCCUGAAGAGAUGGGAUCUCAAAGUUUUCUCAAGGUGGUGGCGAAGAACUUUGAUGUUCUUGCUGGGCCUUUGGUUACUCUGGCUUAUCCUCUAUAUGCCUCAAUUAGGGCAAUUGAGACCAAGUCUCGUCUAGACGAUCAGCAAUGGCUCACAUAUUGGGUUCUGUAUUCCAUGAUCACCCUCUUCGAGCUUACCCUUGCUAAAGUUAUCGAGUGGCUCCCUUUUUGGUCUUAUGCAAAACUGAUUGUUACCUGCUGGUUGGUUUUACCUUACUUCAAUGGGGCUGCUUAUGUUUAUGAGCAUUUUGUUAGACCAUUCUUUGUGAAUCCACAAGCAGUUAAUAUUUUGUACGUCCCACGGAAGAAGGAUGUCUUCAGUAAGCCGGAUGACAUUCUAACCGCUGCGGAGAAAUACAUUGAAGAGAAUGGACCAGAAGCAUUUGAGAAGCUCAUUAGUAGGGCUGAUAAAGGUGUGUCAUCCAGGAGGAGUAAUCACAUGAUCUUCGAUGAUGAUUAUAGAUACUGAGCAUUUUGAUUGUCUAUAUUUUCUCACAGCCAGUUUCCAGCUCAAGCAACUCCUUAUAUUAACUUUACCUAUGUGGAUAUGUAAUCUUGCUUUUUUGUGGUUUUCCUUUUACUGGAGGGAGUGCCUUUUGCUUG